AGCAUGUCCAACAAGAAAUGAAUUGUGACCCCAAAAAUCAUAGCAUUAGAAGAACAAACCUUCCACUGAAUCACAGCCCUUGCAAGUCAUGUCACACUAGAAAUUCCCAUUUCAUUUCUAGCAGUCUCCUCCACUUAUAAAUACUACACACAAGUUUCUUGACGAUAUAUAUUUGUAUACCUUCAUAAUAUAUACAAAGAUUUGAAGAGGUUUUUUUUUUUAAAUUUGUUGAAAAUAUUAUUUCAUAUUUGAUUUUAUGAUGAUAAUGAUGAUAUGUAAGUUGAUGGAUGGAGUGAAGCCAGUUUUGGUAAUGGUGGUGGUUCAGGUGGCAUAUGCUGGUGUUAAUGUUUUAUACAAACUUGCAGCAAGUGAUGGAAUGAGCUUGAGGAUCAUUAUCGCCUAUAGAUUCAUUUUUGCUACUGCUUUAAUGGUUCCUCUUGCUCUUUUCUUUGAGAGGAAGAACAGGCCUAAACUUACAUGGACAGUGCUCUUUCAAGCAUUUCUUUGUGGAUUAUUCGGGUACACCACUAGUUUCAUUUUACUGUUGAAAAAGGGAUCAUUGUCUCAAAAUAUGUACUUGAAGAGUUUGGUCUUAACAUCUGCAACCUUUGCUUCUGCCAUGUUUAAUCUCGUACCUGCAGUUACUUUCAUCUUAGCCAUCUCAUUUGGGUUGGAGAAGAUGGGAAUAAGAAGUGUAGGAGGGAAAGCAAAAGUUGUAGGAACAGUAAUGGGUAUUAGUGGGGCAAUGUUGCUUACCUUUUAUAAGGGAGCAGAAAUAAAAAUAUGGAAAACACGUAUUGAUCUUUUAAAGCAUUAUCAAUCUAACGGUCAUGGAGUAUUCCACUUGACUUCCUCUCAUUCUAAUCAUGCAUUGGGCUGUUUGUUGGCUGUGGGAAAUUGCUUCCUUUAUGCGCUGUGGUUAAUUAUUCAGGCUAAAAUGAGCACGACAUAUCCAUGUCCAUACUCAAGCACAGCAUUGAUGUGUUUGAUGGCAUCAAUCCAAGCAUCUGUUUAUGCUCUUUGCAUGGAGAAAGAUUGGAGUCAAUGGAAAUUAGGUUGGAAUAUAAGGUUGCUCACAGCUGCUUACGCGGGAAUAGUAGUGGCUGGAAUUAUGAUAACUCUGGUGAUAUGGUGUGUGCGCUUGAAGGGUCCUCUAUUUGUCUCCAUUUUUAGUCCUCUAACGCUUGUGGGCGUUGCUGUUGCGGGAUCCAUAUGCCUUAACGAGAAUCUACACCUUGGAAGCAUAUUAGGGGCAUCAUUGAUAGUGUGUGGAUUAUAUGUGGUGUUGUGGGGUAAAAAUGCAGAGAUAAAGAAAAUGUCUCAACUUAUUCCAUUAAAAUCAACCUCUACAGAAGCGAAAACAACAGAGUUGGUUAUUUCUUCUCCCACAAAUGACAAUUGCAAGAAUGGUUCCAAUGUUCAAAAUUGCAAUUGUAAUGAUUUGUUAGAAAAAGAAGAAAAAUAAUUAUCUUCUACGCAUGGGCUUAUAUGAAGCUUUGGAUCUUUAUAUAUACUGUUUCUUUUCUUUAUUUUGUGAUUUGUAUAUAUUAAAUUAUUAGCAAAUUUUUCA
Molecule: messenger RNA, 1570 nt
Organism: Jatropha curcas
Lineage: Eukaryota; Viridiplantae; Streptophyta; Magnoliopsida; Malpighiales; Euphorbiaceae
Product: WAT1-related protein At1g25270
Cellular component (GO): membrane
Molecular function (GO): transmembrane transporter activity
Source: RefSeq, a predicted model, not a curated record